CGGCAGAUACACAUUUAUUUUUUGAUGUGGUGAUGCGAGUUGCUUGCAUGUCUAACAAAGUAUGGUGAAAAUGAGGUGUAUGUAGGGAAGGGGGAAGAAGGGAGGGGGAUACUGACAUAUAAACACAACAAUUUGAAUAAAGUGUAAUAAAAAUCUAAUGCGAGUAAUGAUGCUAUGGAUGCCAAUUUAUACAAGAGUCAGAGGGGGAAUGCGGACUGUGAUAUUCAUCUUGAUCCAUAUCGUGAUUUUUAUCAAUGUAUCCCCCCUCCCCACAUGCAGAAAUCAACGAAUCAAGAGUUUUUAAUUUAAUAAAAGCAUGUCUAGGAUUAAAAAAACAAGUCCAUACCAUUUACUUUUUUAAUUCUGUCUUUGUUUAUCCAUCGCCUUUGUUGUAUUCUUCUUUAUUAAAUACUUGCUUUAUUUUUUUAAAACUUCAUUUGUUUGUAUAUAUGGCGCACCAACCAGCCGUAUGCAAAUUGACCUCAGGUUGGGCAGCGACUUUGCAUUUCUCUUUCCGGAAUGCUCUCGACUUGGCUCGUCCGAUAACCGCAGGACGCCCAUCGUUCAGGACGUACUCAACCAAACAGACGCGCCAACAAACCGCACACAGGGUCGGAGAAAAAAACACGCAUGAGUAUGAAAAUCCCGAUCCAGAGGCAUCUUGGGCCCGGCUGGCGCACACAUACGGGCGGCUGAGCACAGGCACACUUCAACAGCUGGCAGAACAAUCUAGAUCGAAAGCAUACAGGCAUGCUGAGCUGAGUAGGGCGAUCACACAGGCAGCCGGCGGGCGGUUUUUUGACUUACGGCGCGGGCGCAGUGACUGGGAGGCAUUGUCCGCCGAGUUCAAUUUAUCAAUGGCCGAGUGUCUGCAGCUCUUCGACGGUUCACAGUCACCAAUCGAGGCGCGCAAUAUGCCGUGCGCACACAAAUGGACAAACGAGGACCGCCGUGCGCUAUGCACUUUGGUCGGCGACACCUUCGGGCACAUGACGGCGGACAGCUGGCGGCUGGCGGACACAUACAUGAAUACGCAGCAGACCAUCUGCUUCACCGCACACGGGUUCUGGAAGAAACCGCAUUUGACAGCCGGCAUCUACGCGGAAUUCCGCAUGCUGCGCAGCUCAGGGCUGAAAUGGAAGGAGAUCCGCGAGCAGUACGCGGCGUACUACAGGAACGACACCAGCAUUGCCAGUGCCUUUUACCAGCACAAGUCAAAACACCCCAGCCUUGGAUCAUCCGCCGCUGCCGCUGCCGCCGCCAUGUCUGCGUGGCAGGCGGCCGACCGCGCGCGCAUUCGCGAGCUCAUCUGGCACCACCGCGACAGCAUCGACGCCGACUCCCUGACGCAAAUAGCCAGCGCUGAGUUCCCCGACAAACCGGCAGCAUCCACAGCUAAACUGUGCUGCAAUCUUUUGUCCGAGGCCAAAUGCAAGCCAUUGGGGCAGGACGCGCUGAGGCAGCUGCGGCUGCUCGUCCAUGGACACGGCGAGGAUUGGCCGCGGAUCGGCGCUGAAAUGCAGAUGCUUCCAGAGCGCGCGCAGAAUAAUUGGGUCAAGUAUGGGAAGGCAGACGAGUACGUGGGCGGGUGGUCUGGGGAUGAGCUGGAGAAGCUCCGAUACUGCAUUGCCCGCGACAUGGCACCCAGCGAGGCUGCUCGGUAUAUUGGAACCAAGCUGCCCAAGCAGUGCUGGUACAAGAUGCGCCGGAUCCAGCGCGCAGGGCAACGCUAGUAGAACCGAGCAAGUGCCUCUCUGCAAGGAAGACGCUGGCUGGGUGGGUGGGACCUUU
This is a messenger RNA of Kickxella alabastrina, 1791 nucleotides long. RefSeq lists its product as uncharacterized. The record is from RefSeq and is a predicted model, not a curated record. Lineage: Eukaryota; Fungi; Kickxellomycota; Kickxellomycetes; Kickxellales; Kickxellaceae. The transcript has a single exon. The coding region runs from base 255 to 1733 and encodes 492 amino acids.